Messenger RNA from Indicator indicator, 1328 nucleotides. RefSeq names its product oxidative stress-responsive serine-rich protein 1-like. The coding region runs from base 90 to 980 and encodes 296 amino acids. The record is from RefSeq and is a predicted model, not a curated record. Lineage: Eukaryota; Metazoa; Chordata; Aves; Piciformes; Indicatoridae. The transcript has 4 exons. Gene Ontology annotation, biological process: cellular response to hydrogen peroxide.
CCGGAGGGAGGCGGCGGGGUCUAGCCCGAGCCUGGGCCCUCAGGUGACGCGCAGUGCCUGGUAACUGUCACCUUCUGGCCGUCCCAAUAAUGAAAACUGAAGCAAAGGAUGGAGAAGAGGAAAGCCUGCAGACAGCUUUCAAAAAACUGAGGGUUGACACCACUGGAUCUCCUGCUUCUCUCUCUGGGGGUGAAGGGGCAAGUCCCAUAGGACAAGUUAGAGCAGUGGCAGAUGAAAGCAGACCUAAGAACUUGUGUGCUUCUAAGGAGCCCUGGCAUGGGUCUGUGAAGAAGCCUUCAAGAGGGGUUGUGAGAACUCAGCGUCGCAGGCGUUCCAAGUCUCCAGUCCUCCAUCCUCCAAAGUUUAUCCAUUGCAGCACAAAGUCGCAUCCCAACUGCAGCCAGCUGGUGCACAAGAGCCAGCUUGGUGCCCAGGAGGACAGCAGUGGCUUUGGGGUGCCAGUGCCAGAGGAAGCUCCUACACAAUGCGGUGCUGCUCCGGAUGCCCGCCAGAAGGCAGCUGAUGUCGAGGCUUUGGGAGCUUCUGUCACACAGUCAGCAUCAGAGGCCACCCAGGAGUCUCCAGCUGCCCUUUCUCUGGUGUCCAAAGCAAACCUGCAGCCUGCAGAGCUUUCUGACUUCCAGUCCAUGUCCAGGCUGAGCAGGGACGAGCCAUGCGCGUGUGCGGAUGAGGCCUGCCGGUGGAGGCGGUGGCAGGAGAUGGAGGUGUAUGAGUUCUCAGGCCUGCAGAGCACCUUGCCCCUGCCAGCCCUGCCACUGCCCCCUGAGAGGAGAACACUGCCUGAGGACCACUCCCAGCCUGUGCCAGCCAGAACUCCCUCAAGCUCCCCACGCUCUUGCUCUGAGCAAGCCAGGGCCUUUGUGGAUGAUGUGACUAUUGAAGAUCUUUCUGGCUACAUGGAAUACUACUUGUACAUCCCCAAGAAAAUGUCCCACAUGGCAGAAAUGAUGUACACCUGACAGCACUGAUGCCAGGAGGGUGAUGGCUUCAGUCUGCCCUUUGCCACACUUUGUGGCAGGUGCAGCCCACUGCCUACUCAAUACUUUACAUUGCAGCUGAUGUUCAUUAUUUAAGCUGGACAAACACUUUAGCUGGAGCUUAAUACUUUGAGCUUGGAAUAGAUAAUGAAGUAAAAAAAUGAAUGUGUUCAGAGUGAGCCUGCCUCUGCCUAAAUGACCUAACACUGGGAAAUUCUGCUUGGUUUUUAAAGUCCUCCCCAUUUCAGUUCAGUUUCUGGGCUGGGAAAAAUCUGUAGAUGGCCUGCUGAUCGUUAUGAGAAAUCUGGCAUCAUUUAGGUUCUUUGAUCU